CGAUUCAAACCUGCAAGCUAUAAUUUAAAACACUGUUUACUCCAUAAGGACCUGUUUUAAACAUUUUACCGGUGGUAUUCGCGUACAUCUUCCGAGGGAGAUCUAGAUUGGAUGCAAUUAAGUGACGUGUCACCACUGAUAUUUUAUGAAACCAAAAAGAUAACAACAUUGCGAAUAUGUUGAGCGCAUUUUCCUGAUUGUUUCAUUUUAUUUGAUAUCUUUGAGAAAGCAACGCACAUUUUACUACCGACGCGACAAGGCACGAACUUGCCACCUAGAACCGUUUUGUGGAAUUUAUGGUGAAAUUUACAUAUUGACAUUACCAUUUGGAUGGACUACUGUUUGGAUUUUUCUACCAUUAGACUUGCUUUGGCAUUCGAGAUGGGUUAUUUGACGGCGCUGUUACAAAUAGUUGCUGCGGUCCAGUUGAGCCUUUUACCUGCACAGAGUUCUUCCUUAGUAAACGUAAACAACACUGCUAAAGUGAUGCUGUUUCAAGAGGUUUGGGGGAAAAGCUUCUGCCGCACUAUAGAGAAGCUAGUGGAAGUGGUUCAGGAGUACCCUGGGGAGGUGGAGCACAUUUUCAGCCCUGCCUGCGUGCCAUUGGUCCGCUGCGCUGGUUGCUGUGGAGAUGAGAAUCUGGAGUGUCACCCUACACUUACUUCUAACACUACCAUGCAAUUAUUAAAGAUUAAGCCAGCGGAGCAGGGCCAGGAAUAUGUGGAGAUGACCUUUGUGGAGCACAAAGCCUGUGAAUGUAGACUAAGAAAACCUACAAAGAAACAAGACAGAUUGAAACCCAGAAACAGAGGGAGAAAAAGGAAGGAGAAAAAGAGAGUGAAAGAUUGUGACACGUGUCAGCCUCCCCGUAGGUAAAUGCUGUCUCGCCGUGAUGCCAGCCAAUCGCGCGCAUCUGCCCCCUUCUGUGCGACCCUCACCGUCAUCAUUCACUUAUGGGUACUGCCACUGCUCUGCACCCCACCAUCCCAGAUGCAGAGUUGAUAUGGUGAUGGGGCUUCUGUCAGCACACGGGGGGCCUUCCAGUCAUCUAUACAGGAAACUCCUGUUGUGCAGCUCUCUACAGAAGAAAAACAACCGAAGACCAAACCUAAAAUCCAAGACUGAAUAAACCCCUAGGGACUUAUGUUAUUAUAUUAUUAUUAUUAUAUUGUUUUAUAAUAGUAGUAGUGAAAGUCAUAAAGUAAUAUUAGUGAUAGUACUGGUUUAGCUGCCAAGUCUUCCCCUUUUAUUUAUUAAAAUCCACUGAAGUAAAACUGGUGCAUUUCAUUAAUCAAUACAUUUACAAAGCCAUUGUGUAUCUGGUCAUAAAUCUAAAAGGAAGCACAGAACAAAAUGCCAAAUAUCAUCUCUUUAGAUUCUAUAUUACUGCUAUGCUAUGACUAUAUUACAAUUUACUAAUGUGAAAACCGUCUUAGAAGAUUUUUAGUACAUAGUAUUUUCUGUUGACGUUCUGAAGCUUCUCUGUGACUUCAGCAUUAAAUUGACAUACUGACCUCUAGUGGUGAUAAUAAAAUAAUCACGUUCAGUAAGUGUUUUUCAAAUAAUACUGAUCUGAAAGCCAUCCCAUUAUGAUAUAUAUUACUAUAAUAUUUCAACUUUGGCAAAAAUAAAAGUGUGCACUGUGUAAGGACAAAGACUUUGCUCUGAAAGGGCCAGUCAACAGGAACCGAGACAGACGUUCAUCACGAUAUGAGUGAAUGUUGGUGCUUUGUAUUAUUGUUUUGUAAGUGAAAAUGACCGAAUUUCCCACACUUUAGACUCCGGUCUAUAAAGUGUCGAAAUUAAACCAAAGAAGCAUUAUUAUCUAUGCUGCUGGCCCUAAAUAUAAAUACAAUAGUUUUCACCAAAGGGCUAUUUAAUUCCCAAUGUAUAAAAUGUUGUAUGUUUUUCAAAAUGUUGUUAAUAUGUAUUAAUAU
This is a messenger RNA of Sinocyclocheilus rhinocerous, 1937 nucleotides long. RefSeq names its product placenta growth factor-like. Gene Ontology annotation, cellular component: membrane. The coding region runs from base 331 to 876 and encodes 181 amino acids. The record is from RefSeq and is a predicted model, not a curated record. Gene Ontology annotation, biological process: positive regulation of angiogenesis; positive regulation of protein phosphorylation; positive regulation of mast cell chemotaxis. Gene Ontology annotation, molecular function: growth factor activity; chemoattractant activity; vascular endothelial growth factor receptor binding. The transcript has 7 exons. NCBI's taxonomy places the organism in Eukaryota, Metazoa, Chordata, Actinopteri, Cypriniformes, Cyprinidae.